Penaeus monodon (black tiger shrimp) is the source of this 2223-nucleotide messenger RNA. RefSeq lists its product as uncharacterized. The record is from RefSeq and is a predicted model, not a curated record. NCBI's taxonomy places the organism in Eukaryota, Metazoa, Arthropoda, Malacostraca, Decapoda, Penaeidae.
UGUCUUGAUUUUCAGGUUGAAGAUCAAAUAUUAUGUCAGUCACCUCUGCAGUGUAAAGAUCUGAGACAUUACAUUGGCACAUUUAGUGAAGAGGAAGCAGACACAACAUGGAAGUCAGUCAGCAUCAACGAAUUGCAAAAUGCGGUUAUAUCUGAGAUACAAAAAGAAAAUUAUUUUGGAUAUAUGUUCAUCAAGUGCUCCAACAGCUCAGGUACCCUUGAAGACUUUGGGCAGCCACAGUAUGAUGAGGCUUAUGCAGAUCAAAACUUUGAUUCCUACACACAGCUCUUUGUGCAUCCAAAGAAGAUCCAUGAAAGCCUGGAAAAGCCUAAGAAAGAUAAGAGGGAUAUCAAUAUAAAUCUAGUCAUGAUAGACUCUCUGUCACGCACCCAUUUCUACCGUUCGUUACCAAAGACCGUGCGGUUUCUGGAUGACCUCUAUGAUGAGCUACAUUCAAAGGUUUUAGAUUUCCACUACUUCCAAGCUGUGAAGCAAAGAACUUAUGAAAGCUUGCAGGCCUUGUUCUCUGGUUAUGUUAAUAUGACAGAGGUUCCUUUUGGAACAUAUGAUGUGCCAAAGAAGCCUUUGCCUAUCUCAGGAUUAUUUGGAAAGUACAAGAUGAGAGGUUUCAAGACACUUUGGCUUGAGGAUUUAUGCUGGAGCUGGGAAUGGGGUUUAGUGAAGGACUUAAAAGUAAUGAAUGACAGUCUCUCUGGUGUGUCACUAUGGAAGGAGUUCAAAAGAGCAUUAUCAGCUGCCAAUAUUGACAGUGUAGACAUGACCCUUGCAAGUUGUGAAAUCCUGCAAGCCAAUGGAAAGAAGGAUCCAUUUCAUGGAUUGCCAGCAGUAUGCUACAAUAGUAGACAUCAUCAUGAGUAUAUUUUAGAGUAUUUAGAACUAUAUCAAAGAGCUGCUCUGAAAGCUGGACAAUCUUUUCUAACCUUCACUUCAUCUAGUGUUUCACAUGAUGCUUCUGGGAUACGUGUCCAGACCAUUGAUGAACCUCUUGUCAACUAUUUGAAAUUUGCCUCUAAAAUGAAAAACACAAUAACAAUUCUAUUUGCUGAUCAUGGAAAUACUUAUGGAGACUUCAUCAAGUCCAGCCCAGAGGCACACGUGGAGACCUUUAAUCCAGCUUUGUUCAUGAUAAUUCCUCAAGAUGUACAAGAUCAUUUGGGAGAUGUCCAAAUGAGAAUUCUAAGAGAUAAUCAGAGACGGCUGAUUAGUGCCAUUGACAUCCAUUACAUGCUACUGGGACUAAUUAAUGAGAAAAGUACAGUUCCAGACAAAAAAUUUGUUGACAAAUAUGUUACUGCUAUGGGUUUGCUCAGCAGCAUUUCCAUUACAAAAAACUGCUUAGAUGUUCCCCUUUUGCAACCCAAUUUGUGCAUUUGUAGGAAUUUUGAAGUAUCAGUAGAGCCCUCACACCUGCACAUGGCUCUUGCUGACUUUGGGCUUGGGGUGUUGAACAAUCUUAUACUUUCCCAACACAAAGAAGGUGGGGGUACUGGGUUUGGGAACUGUAGGCCUCUCAAACCUGUUCGACUGAGAAAAGUAUUGGAAUCUAGGGUCAGAGCUGAUUUAGUUCGAUAUAAACUUGAUAUUAUAGUUCAGGGUUUAGGAGAUGGAAAGGAGAUUGACCAGGAAAUCUUUUUCUUAACAAUCGAGGCUGGACCUGGUGAACCAGCACUGCGCCUUGUGGCGUAUGAAAGAAUGACUCUCUAUGGCAUAUACAGCAAGUGCCAGGACAAAAAUGUUGAGUUAAAAAUGUGCAUUUGCAAUCGUUCCAAUUCACGUGGAAGUGAAGUCAGCCUCCUGAGUUCCUUGCUCUUUGGUAAUUUUAUCCCAGAAUUUUCCUUCCUGAAGAAGGACAUGAAAGACUCUGCAGACAUUCAGGUUAUUGAAUUCCUAACUAGUCCAGUAUUUGGCAUAACACCCAGAAUAGGCAUAGUGUUCCCAAGCGACAAUCCAUGUUUGUUCACUGUGAUACACAACUAUAAUUCUGGUUUUGUACUUAUUUCUGUAAAUCUCUGCUCUUCUUUGCACAAAAUUGAAGUUGAAGUAAAUGCUGAAAACUUAUACCUUUCAGGAGACCGUCACUUGAGUGUCUUGCUCCAUCCAAGUGAUAUAAAGUUCAUUAUAGCAGGUACAGUGGCCAAUGCUAAAAAUGAAUGGCAGUGGACUCACAGUGUUAGAGUAUUCUGAGAAUUGAGUAUUUUCUAU